Molecule: messenger RNA, 1053 nt
Organism: Blepharisma stoltei
Lineage: Eukaryota; Ciliophora; Heterotrichea; Heterotrichida; Blepharismidae
Source: the annotation of a GenBank genome assembly
AUGGUUGGAUUCUUGCUGUUUCACUUUCCAGCUAUUUCUUUUGCUCUCAAUACUGUAGCUUGCAUUGACUAUUUCUGUUCAUCCUCAGAAGGUGACAACUGUAUCGAAGUCUACUCAACCGAAGUUUUACUAAAAUCAUGCCCAGAAAAUUAUGUAUGUGAAAGCUACUCCCAAUUUAAAGAUUAUUCAGAAAACUGGCAAAACGUCUCUUGUGUCGCCCAGUCUUCAUCAGUAGACCUUUGCUCUACCUCCACAACUGGAAAUAUAUAUACCGGACUUUACUGCUGUAAAACAACUAACUGUCAUACAGGGAGCUGUAUAAAUGAUCGAUGCGUAGGUCGCUCUAUUGGUUCUACAUGUUCUUCCAAUGAAGAUUGCACCUCAGAAGCCUAUUGCAAAGAUUUUACCUCAACAGUCCAAGGAAUUUGCACAAAAAUUCAGUCAAACUCUGCUUGCUCGACAGAUAUCGAUUGCUAUGUGGGUUAUGGCUGUAACCAAGGAAGCUGUACCCAGCUCUUCAGCCUUGAUUAUAAUUCAAAAACUUCAGACAAAAAAUUCUGUAAAAGCGAUUAUGCAACGACUGGGUACUGUGAUGCUAUAACUGUUUGGUCACAAGGAUACCAACUUAACAGCCCUUUUGAAUGCCAAAUUGGGUACAUGUGUGAGUAUAAAUCACUGAUUUAUGGGUCUAUUUUAGAUCAGCAGCUUUGUGUUUGCAGUGGAAAUGGCGACGAUGUAGGGUAUUGUGGGUUUAAUAUGAAUUACGAAAGAAAUCAUGCUGAAAAUUUAUAUUCAGGUUUAAAAUACACAAGUAGCAACUGUGCUGGGACAAAUGGAAGGACAGAUGAUGUGAAUAUUAUGUAUCAGUGUGGAAGCAUAUCUAGAGAUCAGUACAAUUUGUGGAUAGAAUUAAAAAACCAGUAUGAUUAUUGGACUCUUUACAGCUCAGGGGCAAUUGAUUCUUGUGCAGAAGAUCUUGGAUUUUUCGAGACUGGCAGCUCAACAAAUUUAUUAUUAUCCGCAGCUUUCUUACUUGCAGAAAUCUUUACCUAA